UCGGCCCCUUCUCCCCUUCCUCCAGCCCAUCUCCAUGGGGAAAAAGGGCGCCGGCAUCUCCAUGGCGAACAAGGGAGCCGCCGGUGAUGAGAUCGUGGUCCUGCCGGAGCAGACGCAGGAGAUCAAGGAAGCCGCUCCCAAGAAACGCAACCCGUGCCCCGGAGUCCGUCUCAUCGGCAGCCGGAUCUAUGACCCGGAGAACGGCAAGACCUGCCACCAGUGCCGACAGAAAACAACGGACUUUGCGGUGGCUUGCAAGCAGCCGCGGAAGAAGGGCCUCUGUCCAAUCCACUUCUGCCACAAGUGCCUGCUCAACAGGUAUGGUGAGAACGCUGAGGAGAUGACCAAACAGGAGGCCUGGACCUGCCCCAAAUGCAGGGGCAUCUGCAACUGCAGCUUCUGCAGAAAGAAGAAAGGGGAGACGCCGACUGGAAUACUGGCUCAUGCUGCCAAGGCAUCGGGCCACACCUCUGUCCAUGAUUUGCUAGCCAAAGGCGAAGACAUAGUGGUUGCUGCACAGGCGCUGUCAUCACUCCCUGCCAAGGAGGGCAACACAAAGAGGGCCCGAGCAACUGAUGAAUUGUUGGCUGAAGGGGAUGAGAAUAUUGGGACUGAUCUCAAUGCACUUCCAUCUCUUCCUGUCAAGAAGAAACUGAAGAAGAGCAGCUGCAGGGUAAAUAACUUGAUUGAUGAUGAGAAGGUCCUUGUUGACAUUAAGGGUGAUCCUCAAAUCCUCAAGGAGAGCACUGAUGUUCUCAAGCCCAAAGUUGAGCUACCCAGAGGUACUCCAGUCACUAACAUUCUAGGGACGGACCUGGAGGCCGAUGAUGUUGGCGCUGCAAUUCAGUUUCUUGAAUUCUGCCGCACAUUUGGAGAGGUGCUUCAAAUAAGGGAGGGACAACCAGAAAAGGUUCUACAAGUCAUAACUGGACGAGGUCGUCGUAAUCGAGAGGGUUCCUUAGUUGUUUCUGACUUUCACAUUAGUUUGCUCUCUGUCAUCCAAGAAGACAGAGGAGAGAACCCUUCAGAUUAUUCAAGUGACAGAGAUGCUUGGAUGGAUGAAAUUGGCAAUUAUAUUAGUGAAUCAACACUCAUCUCAAAGGAAUUGCCUCUUGGCUCUUUGGAUCAAGGGGAACUAGAAUACAAGAGUUUGAGCCCUUCUUUAAAGCUGCAUGUAUUAAAUUUGUUGUGUGAUGAGACCCUUUCUACUAGUAAGUUGAGGAACUGGAUGAUCGAACAAAAUGAAAAUGCCACUGAGAGAAAGAUUGCUGCUAAAGAAAAAAUCCGUGCUGCAAAGGAGAAGGAAAAGGAGCUGAAAGAAAAACUAAAGACUGAGAUGGCCAAAUCAAUGUUCCUGAGAAAAGGAGCAGAAAUAAAUAGUCUCAUUGCUCAAAUCAAGGAGUUAAAUGAAGACAAAGAGGCAGCAGUAGAUGAGGAGAAGCUGGGAGGUCUAAUCAGGGCGAAGCCUGUCAGGAAAGACAAAGGAGAGGCAUACUGGAAGUUGUAUGGCUAUUAUGAAAAGACAGCAAUUAUGCGCCAAGAGUUCGAUACAACAGCAAGCAAUGACAAGUGGUUCAUGUUCAGUGAAGAGGAAGAAAAAGUAAUUGGAGACCAUCUAGCCCCAAGGUCCCAAUUCCAGUGUAAAAAUCCUACCCAGGUGACAGGUGUAGCGGUCUAGAGACCUCAAACUCCUGGUUCAGCUCGUUGAAGGUGCGUGAGCUGAGACCUGGGAGCCUUGUAGAGGGGAUCAAAGUAGCUGACAAUUUUUGCUGUAGGGAAGGCACCCAGUUGCUGAGCAGCCAACAACUAUCUGA
Molecule: messenger RNA, 1814 nt
Organism: Lolium rigidum
Lineage: Eukaryota; Viridiplantae; Streptophyta; Magnoliopsida; Poales; Poaceae
Exons: 13
Coding region: 35-1678 (547 amino acids)
Biological process (GO): regulation of DNA-templated transcription
Cellular component (GO): nucleus
Source: RefSeq, a predicted model, not a curated record